AUGUCGACCUCUACGUCCCAGGCUACUUCCGUCAACCCGAAUACCUUAAUCACGGUGAAGGUGCUUUACAAUGACAAUACUCGUCGCUUCAAAAUCCCUCUAAAAGAGCUUGAAGCUCGUGUUCUCCCCCAAAAGCUCCGCCAGCUUCUUGGCAUCCCGAGAGAUGUUAACGUCACUCUUGAACGCUUGUCUGAUAGUGCCGGUUGUUAUAUCCUCCUGGACAGCGAAAACAUUGCUGUCUACAAACAACUCUACCGUGCUGCAAAAGCCAAACUGAAACUGCGAAUUAAAGUUACGGAGGUUGACACUACUACCUCUCAAUCACCAUUACCCGCAGAAGAUUCCUCUGAGCUCCAGGAUCAGGUGAGAUACAGCUACCUUCAAACAGUAUUAAGCUCUCCGCUCCCUGAAGGCUCGGCUAAAGCUGUUGCUGAAUCGCCACAUGAUGCUGCGAAGCCCACCGAAACUGAGCCCAGGGCCAUGCAAUGGUCUAAUACAGGUGUCGUAGCUCCCGAACCACAAUACCAAGACUUCAGCUUGGGCCAGGAUAACCCCAGCACCCCCGUGGUCUCGCAUAAAUCUCCCACAGGUGUCUUUUGCAUUGACUGCAAUCAUUGUGGUCUAUCUAUUCCCAAUGAGCACUACCACUGCAGUAUCUGUGAUGAUGGUGAUUAUGACCUAUGUCUCCAUUGUGUAGACUCGGGUGUUACCUGUCCAAAUGAGGAUCACUGGUUAAUUAGACGCAUCGUUAAAGAUGGCAUUGUCACCAACAGCACCACAGAAACUGUUGCUCCUCGAAAGCUCCAGACUGAUGGUCCCGAGGAAUCACUCGAGAAGGUCGAACAGAAAUCAGAGUUUGUCCCAGAAUCCAUCUCUGAAGACACUCCAAAGACUUCACCGGUUGUUGUCGAAGUCCCUGUCCACUCCGAAGCCCGUAUUUGCAAUGCUUGUCUCAAGGAGUUUAACGAAACUAAAAUGGUCACUUGCCUUCAGUGCAGGGACUAUGAUCUUUGUAUCACAUGCCUUCUGAAGGAUGCCCAUGGUCAUCACCCAGCUCACAACUUUUCUCUUCUUCAUGACGGGCCCUUCUGUCUGAAGAAUUUGGUUUUGUCGCGCUGCAAACCUGGACGUCGCUAUCAACAUGCCGCCAUCUGUGAUGGCUGCGAGAAGAAUGUCGUCGGUGUGCGCCAUAAGUGCCUCACCUGUCCUGAUUGGGAUUAUUGCUCUGAAUGUUUUUCAAAUGCGCCAGAGACUCAUCCCGGUCAUCGAUUCGCUCCACUUUAUGAGGCCAUAUCUGAACCAUAUCAAGCUCAUGAAGUCCACUACGGUAUCUUCUGUGAUGGGCCCCUUUGCAAGAACAAGGUAGUCCCUGGAUAUAUAACUGGGGUCCGUUUCAAAUGCUCUGUGUGCUACGAUCUCGAUUUCUGCGCCAGUUGUGAGGCGCUUCCGACCAAUACGCAUAACCGAACUCACCCAAUGGUCAUGCUCAAGACUCCUGUUCGCAAUGUUACUAUCAGUACAGUCCAGGAGGAUAGAUUCGGAGGAUCCACAGUUGCCCUUGGCGAUCAUGCUCAAAGAUCCCCAUCGACCCAAGCCGUCAACUCGGUGGAACCCGAACGGUGUAUCCCUGAUGUGCCCGUUAAAGAAGAGUCUGGGUUAUCACAAGACAGCGGGUCCGUGAAGCAGGAGCGUCCACUUUCAAAAGAGCAGCCAACCAAAGCUGAGAACUCCACUAAUAAUGCAGCUUCCGGAUACGACGCUCUAUUCGUGCGUGACACUGUACCUGACAGCACCAUUAUGUCGCCUAACCAGGUGUUCCGUCAGACCUGGACUCUCUACAACCCCGGCCCGCUUGCGUGGCCUGCUGGAAGUGACGUGCGCUUUGUUGGUGGUGAUUCAAUGUUCAAUGUCGAUACCAACCACCCUUUGAGUCUAGACUCUAUCUCUGCUGCUAUGGAAAGCAACAAGUUGUCAGAGCCGCUAGAGUCCGGCCAGAGUACCGAUUUCACUGUAACGCUUAAAGCUCCCAGCCGAGUAGGUACUGCCAUCUCGUACUGGCGACUGAAGCUCCCAAAUGGCAUGCCUUUCGGUCAUAGACUGUGGUGUGAAAUCCAAGUACGGGAAAAUGCACCCUCUAUCAAAUGCCCAUCUGGCUUGGAGCCAGAGGGAGAGCACGACUCAGAACAUACAGAAAGUCAAAUGAUCUUCCCCAAACUGGAGAAGGAGUCUCCUGACGCAAGUGCCCAUGAAGGGGAUAUUGUUGCACCAGUGGCUCCCUCCGUGUCCAACCCGUCUGAGCAAGAUGUCUUGGAAGAUGUGGAGAGUCUGUCGUUGGGGGAUCAUGAAACGGAGAACGGGUUCUUAACGGAUGAAGAGUAUGACAUUUUGGAUGCCAGUGACCAGGAAUAUAUGGAUGUCAAGUCGCGUGAGUGA
Aspergillus bombycis is the source of this 2433-nucleotide messenger RNA. Its product is annotated as ZZ type zinc finger domain protein. The coding region runs from base 1 to 2433 and encodes 810 amino acids. Gene Ontology annotation, molecular function: zinc ion binding. Lineage: Eukaryota; Fungi; Ascomycota; Eurotiomycetes; Eurotiales; Aspergillaceae. The transcript has 4 exons. The record is from RefSeq and is a predicted model, not a curated record.